Ilex paraguariensis (yerba mate) is the source of this 1014-nucleotide messenger RNA. Lineage: Eukaryota; Viridiplantae; Streptophyta; Magnoliopsida; Aquifoliales; Aquifoliaceae. The record is from the annotation of a GenBank genome assembly.
AUGGGGAGGUCUCCGUGUUGUGAUGAGACUGGCCUCAAGAAAGGUCCUUGGACUCCCGAAGAAGACCAAAAACUCAUCGAUUAUAUCCAAAAACAUGGCCAUGGAAGCUGGAGAGCCCUUCCCAAACUUGCAGGUCUCAACAGAUGUGGAAAGAGUUGCAGACUAAGAUGGACCAACUAUUUGAGGCCUGAUAUCAAGAGAGGGAAGUUCUCUCAAGAAGAAGAACAAACAAUUCUGAAUCUUCAUUCCAUCCUUGGAAACAAGUGGUCUGCAAUUGCAACUCAUCUACCCGGACGAACGGACAAUGAAAUUAAGAAUUUCUGGAACACCCAUCUGAGGAAGAAGCUAAUUCAGAUGGGUUUUGAUCCGAUGACUCACCGGCCUCGAACCGAUAUCUUCGCAAGCCUGCCUCAUCUGAUAGCUCUGGCUAAUCUGAAAGAGUUCAUGGAACACCAUUCAUGGGAAGAACAAGCUGUGAGAUUACAAUCAGAAACUGUUCAAAUGGCAAGGCUUCAAUACCUUCAGUAUCUCCUUCAAUCUCCAGCUUCCAUGGCAGGUUUCUCAGACAACAUCAACACUGCGUCAGAGAUGGAGACUUAUAAUCUUUUGAACUCUCUCUCUUCAAUGAAAGAUGGCCCAGUUCUAAACGCAAUCCAGUUGGAAACUCCUACCUCCUCUUUCCUUGGAACUAGCACAACUCUUCAAGGAAUCCAUGACUCAAUCCCAUUCUCUCACCUCCCUGAUUUACAACCACCUUGCAGUUUUCAAACCUCUCUGAAUAAUGACAUGGUUCAAAGUCAAAACCCUAACUUUAAAGUCCUUAGUCCAGGAAAGAAUUCUCUUGAUUCUCCGUGGCCAUCUUCAACUCCAGCUCCUACGGAGGCGCCGCCUGUCACUGAAACUUCCAUCACCAAUACAGGGGAUGCUUGUAGUACUUCAAGCUAUGGAGGAGCACCGCCUUCAUUUUGGCCUGACCUGCUUCUUGAAGAUCCUUUAUUUCAUGAGAUUGCUUAG